UCUUUAGACGUCGCCAGUGACUCUGUUCUAACAGUUAGCUGUUCGGACAUUUAGGGGAAGUUCAUUCCACCACCUAGGUGCCAGAACAAAGAAGAGUCUUGAUAUGUGUAUUCCUUGUACCCUGAGAGAUGGUGGCACCAGUUGAGCGGUGCUAGAGGUUCUGCGGGAGCAUGGUGCAGUGCGGGGUGUGAUGAGUAUUUUGAGGUAAGUUGGUGCUGGUCCAUUUUUGGCUUUGUAGGUAAGCAUCAGAGUUUUAAAUCUGAUGCGGGCAGCUACGGGAAGCCAGUGUAGGGAGCCUAGUAAUAGGGUGAUGUGGGAGAACUUAGGAAGGUUGAAAACCUGUCGUGCAGCUGCAUUCUGGAUCAGUUGUAGAGGUGAAUUGCGCUCAGAGGAAGACCUGUCAGGGGUGAGUUGCAGUAGUCCAGUCUCGAAAUGACAAGAGACUGAACCAGCACCUGAAUGGCCUGUAUGGAUAGAAGUGGACGAAUCCUUUUGAUGUUGUGAAGGAGAAAUCGACAUGAGCGUGUCAGAUUAGCAAUGUGAGAGGAAAAGGACAGUUGAUUGUCUAUGGUUACCCCAAGGGUGCGUGCAGUAACUGAAGGUUAUGAACAUAAAUCAAAUACUUAUGAGCAUAGAUAAUAAUUGAGCUUCACUUGACACAUUGCAGCAUGGUUUAAAGUUUUAUUGUACUCUUUCGUUUUUCUGUGUUUAUUGUGAUGUAGCGUGGGAGAGUGCUCCUCAUUCAUGCCGUAUGGAGCCAUUGACCCACACUGGAGGAUUGUUUGAUCUGCAUUGAGUUUGGGGCUCAGUCUGACCCUUUUUGACUUUCACAGAUUCCCCUUCAGUGUGGUCAUCCCCCUCAUCUCCAUUCAGUGGCUUUUUCUUUUUGUUUUUUUCCUUCUUUUUUUUGGGAAACGGUAGAGAGCAUGACUGGAAUAGAUUGUUUGUUGUUGAGGCCACACAAAAGUGAGGCAUUCUCAUUCACCACCAUAGCCACGGUUUCCCUCUGCUUUUCAGAUGUGCAUGACUGCAGUGUUUCCAUAGAAAUGUGGAACCAAUGACGAGUUCAUCGACCACAAAUCAGAACACAAAUAGCAUCACAAACGUUAGCCUAAGUCAAAUGGAGGAAAUGCAGUUAAAGUUAAAGAGUUACUUGGCAAAUGGUGUGCACUUAUAUAGCGCUUUUUUAACCUUAGUGAUUCCAAAGCGCUUUACACUGGUUCCCAUUCAUUCACUCACAAUGGUAGCAGAGCUGCCAUGCAAGGUGCUAACAUGCCAUGGUGAGCAACUUGGGGUUCAGUGUCUUGCCCAAGGACACUUCGUCACGUGGGCCGGGAAUAGAACCGCCAACCCUACGAUUAGCGGACAACUUGCUCUACCACCUGAGCCACAGCCACCCACGAAGUACUGGAACAGUACUUGGAUUUGUACUUCAAAAAAAAGAAGUGCAUGUACAUGAAGUGCUUGUGUGACAUGUUCAGUUCUUGUUUAAUUAUGAUAAUAAGGUAUGUAAAGUGGUCCCAUUAAUUCAGGAAAAUUUGUUGUAUUUGUAGUGAUGAGGAAUGUGUUCAACUUAGCAGUUUAACUAGCAUUCGUUUAAAGCUAAUAUUCAUUUAAUGCACAGGGCUGUUUGUACCUCUCCCUGUUGUGUUUGCAUUUUGCAUGGCUAUGGGAAAACAGACUCACCUGAUGAUAUCAGGUAGCCACACCUACUCUACAGGUGUAGCCAAAGAAAGCUCUGUUACGCCUUAACAGGUUGCCAUGCUACGUUAAAGGAACAAACCAUUGUGGAUUCUAAAGAGGGGGGGUGUUUGAAUUUAAAUUUAGCUAGGGAACUGCUUCCUUGUUUGUAAUAUAUCUGCUAUGCAAGUCUUAGCACUUGAAAUACUUGUUGAAAUGUUUUGUGCAUUACUUUUUAGUCACUGAAUUAGAUUUUACUAAAAUAAUUUGAGAUUAUAUGUACUGCUCCCCUUAGAUUCUUAGUUAGGUAAAUGGUAGUGGCCUGCAUUGGUGUCAUAGCCUGUUGGCAGGUGUGGGUAUUGGGCAGUGUUUUGUGUGUAUCUGUGAGGCUAGUUACACUGAGGAAAAUAAAUGGACAAACAUGACGACAGUCUUGAUGCAGACUCAGGACCUCCGGCCGAGUGGCCUGGCUUAGUACUACUAGGCUGUUAAGACCAUGGAAUUGCCUCCUGACAACUCAGCUGAGGAAAACUAUGAGUAUGACUCGUCUGAAGUUCAGGAUUAUUCAGCUCUGUCUAGCUUCACCAAUUUAAACUGCGCUGAUGAUAAAUGGGAAGAUGGGGAACCUUAUACUUUGGAAGAAGUUAUGUGUGCUGAAAGAGUGGGCCAGAUGACUAAGACAUACAAUGACAUAGAUGCUGUUACACGUUUGCUUGAAGAGAAAGAACGAGACUUAGAGUUAGCAGCACGCAUAGGUCAGUCCCUGCUGAAGAAAAACAAAACCCUAAGUGAAAGAAAUGAGUUUCUGGAAGAGCAAGUGGAGCACAUACGGGAGGAGGUUUCUCAGCUACGUCAUGAUCUCUCUAUGAAGGAUGAACUGCUCCAGUUCUACACCAGUGCUGCUGAGGAGAGCGAGGGAGAGUCGGUCACCUCUACCCCGAUUCCACGGAAUGACUCCUCAUUGUCAGUGCCAAAUUACUUCCCUCUGGAUUCACUGCAGAAGAAGCUCAAAGACCUGGAGGACGAGAACAUUGUGCUGCGGUCUGAGGCGUGUCACUUGGAGACGGAGACUAUCUCGUAUGAGGAGAAGGAACAGCAGCUGGUUAAUGACUGUGUGAAAGAGCUCAGGGAUGCUAACCUACAGAUCUCGUCACUUGCGGAGGAGCUGGCGAAGAAGACAGAAGAUGCCUCCAGACAGCAGGAAGAGAUAACACACUUACUGUCUCAGAUAGUGGACCUUCAGAAAAAGGUUAAAUGUUACGCAGUAGAAAAUGAGGAGCUCACGCAGCACCUGGGAGCUGCUAAGGAUGCCCAGCGACAACUCACUGCUGAGUUACAGGAGCUGGAGGAUAAGUAUGCAGAGUGUAUGGAGAUGCUGCAUGAAGCCCAAGAGGAGUUGAAGAACUUCAGGAACAAGACGGUGCCUCAAAGCACACCGCGCCGCUUUCAUUCCCUCGGCUUUUUCCCCAUGGACUCCUUAGCUGCUGAAAUUGAAGGGACCAUGAGGAAAGAGAUUCAGAUGUCUGACCCGGAAGUCGAAGAUCAGAGAUUACACCCAAAGCGAGUCUUCCAAACAGUGCGCAACAUUAACCAGGUGGUUCGCCAGCGCUCACUCUGCCCCUCCCCCAUGAAUAUCCCAGGCUCCAAUCAAACAUCAUCCAUGAAUUCUAGGCACUCCAGCUGUAUGAGCACGCCCAGAUCCAGUGUUUAUGGGGGAGAAGGGAGUGUCAUGGACAACCGCACCAACAGCAUGUUGCUGGAGAGCCACACUCCUCAGGAUUCAGAAGACUCGAACAAGAAACCCGGUACUCCUGGCACACCUGGAUCUCAUGACCUGGAGGCAGCGCUACGGAGACUCUCGCUUCGCCGUGACAACUGUCUGAGCGAGCGGCGCUUUUUUGAGGAGGAGAGAGAACGCAAGCUGCUGGCACUAGCCAUGGAGAAGAGAGAGCCAUGUGGAGACAGUGAUGGAGAAGGAGGAGGCUCGCUCACCCAUUCAGACAGCAUCCUAUCUCUGGGCACUCUGCACUCGGUCUACUCUGUGUACAGCAGUCGCUCCUACCUGCCUGAGAAACUGCAGAUCGUCAAGCCUUUGGAAGGGUCAGCGACUCUGCAUGCAUGGCAGCAGCUGGCCCAGCCGAACCUCGGAGGCAUUCUGGAUGCUCGGCCGGGAGUAGUGACCAAGGGCUUCCGCCAUCUCCAGCUUGACCUUGAGGAGGUCUAUAAGUUCACAGACUUGGAGGAAGAUGAGCCAGGAGAUCAUCAGAUCUCUCAGCCCACUCUCUCUACCUCAGGCCUGGGCUCACUGCCCUGUUCACCAAGCUCCAACCUCCAUCGGCAGCGGGAACAGCGCCGAGGAGAGAGACGAGGGGCAGAGCCAGAGCUUCAGGAGAUGGGCGGAGAUGCACAGGAUGAGGAGGAGGAAAUGACCUCUGUUCAUUUUCCUGGUAAAUGUAUGUCUCACACAAAUUCUACCUACACCUUCACUACCUGCCGGAUACUCCACCCCUCUGAUGAGCUGACCAGAGUCACUCCCAGUGUGAUGGUAGCAGGUCCCUCCCUCGCCUCCUGUGUGAUGAGCAUCAGUAGCGUGCACUCUACUCCAGCAUCUACCCCCUGCACGCCACGCCGUCUCAGCCUGGCUGAGAGCUUCACUAAUCUGAGGGAGCACACCAAGACCACAAGCACCUCUCUGGGCCUGGUGCGCCUCCUACAGGAUAGUGGGAUUUCUGCAGCUGUCUACAACCCUCACAGCUGGGACCGGGCUGAGAGAACAUCUAACAAUUCACAAUCUGUUUCAAGAACAUUCCCCACUGCCCCAGGCCUAGACACCAUGCCCUCGACACCUCCAAACUCCCCCACCCAAUCCAAGCCCAGCAGCCUUGUGCUGCCUAUGGACUACAGUCCCUCUGACCCGCCUUACGAGAACUUCCUGGCUUCACGGCCCGCCAGUUCCAUUCUGAAGGAGAUGCGAGGAGCAGAGGCCAAGCUGUGCACGGAAUCCCAGUGCCAGACAGAGAUGAGCAUACACAAUCUACGGCUUUUGGACAAGGUGAAGCGUUUCAGACUCGGCCCAAGAGCUUUGACUCCAGGUCCUGGGCUCGGUUUAGCCACGCCUUCUUUUGGGACCCAACCUGGGCUACCCAGCCCCAUAGCAGGACUGACCGGGAUUCGGAGAAACCGGAGUUAUCCGGUUAUGGUAGGGGCCAGUAUGGCGAUGAAGGGACUGGGGCCACCUACUGAAGACUUGCUCCUACCCCCCAAACCUAGACAGGCUAGCCUCAGUGAGGAGUGAGCAUUGCUUCUCUGUCAGUCAUCCUCUGUAUAUACACUUAAUAAAAUACAUUAUUCUCAUGACACAUCGACUGUGCCUAUAAAAGAGAUUUGUAUAGAUUUUGUAUAGCAGCUGUAACUGUAAUACCAUUUUAUUACUAUUAUUUUGUCAUGCAUACAGUGCAAUUCAGCCAGAGAGACCACAGCAUGUCUUUGAUUCUUUCAUCCCUGUACUGUGUAAUUUGUGGAAUAAUUGCACUUCUGCAUUACAAGAAAAUGUAGCAUAAGGCCUGUUUGUAAGCACUUUUUUGAUAUUGACUACUUUGGCAUAACUGUGCUAAAAGACCAUAUCCCUGUAAUCUUGUGUGGUUAAUAUGAUCUUCCUGAACUCAAAGCUCCUCUGGUUGGCAUUUUGUAUGAAAAUCUGAAACACUAAUAACAUCCUUAUACUAGUCCUAGACAGAACAAUAGUGUGUUAGCGCCCCAGUUAAUGUGACUAAUUGCAAUCCUUUCUGUGCCCUCAAAACAAUCUCAUAUUAAAUUAUUAAUACCCUUUUAAAGAAAAAAGCAAUUUUGCUUGCCCACAUCAUUAUCCAUGUAAAUGCCUACAACAUCCCUAUAUAGCUGUGUAUUCACAGAAUAUGAAAUCAAAUAGUUUGUUGUAUAAUGCUUAUUACAGUGUAAUAAACAUAUGAAUAGCCCUUUAAAAUGGGCACUGUUAGGAAAUCUGUAGUAGCACAAAUAAGGGCACACACUGUACUGUAAUUUGUCCAGAGUUGUCAUGAAGAGCUGUAAGGAAUCCGAGAUUUGGGGGGUAACCAAUGUAUUUCUAAGUGUGUGUUAAGUAAAUGCAAUCGAUUAACGACGUAUAAAAUACUCAAAGGCAGUAUAGUUACAACCUCUUGGAUAAUAAGAGUCCAGUGCUUCUGAUGGAAACAGUGCAACUCUGCAGAUGUUUUGGAAGACUCUGACCAGUAUUGUUUUAUUUAAAAGCUGUAAAGUGUGUGUGUGUGUGUUUUUGCUGAGAGGUCAUUGCUCUCUAAAGACUGAACUGUAAGCUUUAAUUACAUUGUGUGAGUCUGUCCUUUUGACAGCGUUAUCAUAGUGCCUGAUGUCAAUAAUUUUAUUAUUCAACCCUAUUUUGAGUGACUUUUUCAUUCUGAAGACUUUGCCUCAGUAAACAUUAGUGUUAACACUGUAAUUAAGGUGUUGGUGUCACCCUAACAGGAGCGUUUUUAAUUUUGUAAUGCGGUGCUGAAUAUAUGAAGGAUGUUUUAAUUCUCCAGAAAUGAUGUCUAGAAAUGUUGUCUAGUUUUCUAGAAAGCACAUACAGCCAUUCAUUUGGGUCAGAACUUUUUUUUUUUUCUUCCCUAAUCAUGUUCUUAGUUGCGCCAAAAGGUUUUCUGUUUAAAGAGGUGUAUGCACAUAACCUUGACUUGAACAUGUUCGUGUUGAAUGUAUUGCAGGAUCACGGAGGUGUCAUACGUGACUUAACGUUCAUUGCAGUUACGAGUUUUAUUCUCUCAGACUGCAUAAAGGGAAGAUUUGCCACUUGUACACUGUAAAUUGUAAAGAUAGAAAUAUGUUUUUAUACAAAAUAUCAUAAAUUACUGAAUAAAUGGAGGAAUGUGAGAGAAAGUGUCAGAAAAAUCCUGAUUUGUUUUCAGGAAUUUCGAAUACAGAAAAGCUCAUAAAUAAAUAAAUAAAUAAAU
This is a messenger RNA of Ictalurus furcatus (blue catfish), 6665 nucleotides long. RefSeq names its product trafficking protein, kinesin binding 1a (gene trak1a). Bases 2177 to 4975 code for a protein of 932 amino acids. Gene Ontology annotation, molecular function: GABA receptor binding. Lineage: Eukaryota; Metazoa; Chordata; Actinopteri; Siluriformes; Ictaluridae. Gene Ontology annotation, cellular component: dendrite. The transcript has 15 exons. The record is from RefSeq and is a predicted model, not a curated record. Gene Ontology annotation, biological process: endosome to lysosome transport; neurogenesis; anterograde axonal transport of mitochondrion.